AUGAAAAAGAGGGAAAUUGAUAUGAAUGUAUCGCGAGAUUACAUUGAAGAUGAAAGUCCUUAUGACGAAAUAGAAGUGAAUGCAAUGGAAGAAGUUAGCGUGGACGUGCAAAGUACUUCGUCUUCCAACGUUACCAAUAUUGUUAUUGGCUCGACGUAUAGUGAAAGUAGUACAACACAUUCUUUUGAAUCAUUGGAAGUUGUGAGUAGCAGUUCUGAAACUGGUACACAUACCACAGAUCCAAAAGACAUUUAUAACGGUUCAUAUCAAAAGCUAGUUGCUGUUGGUAGUUCUAUAACUAUAUUUGUCGAUACCAUUGUUGGUAGUUCUAGGACUAUAUAUGUCGAUACAACUGUUGGUAGUUCUAUAACUAUAUUUGUCGAUACCAUUGUUGGUAGUUCUAGGACUGUAUAUGUCGAUACAACUGUUGGUAGUUCUAUAACUAUAUUUGUCGAUACCAUUGUUGGUAGUUCUAGAACUAUAUAUGUCGAUACAACUGUUGGUGGUUCUAGAACUAUAUUUGUCGAUACCACUGUUGGUAGUUCUAGGACUAUAUAUGUCGAUACAACUGUUGGUAGUUCUAUAACUUUAUUUGUCGAUACCAUUGUUGGUAGUUCUAGGACUGUAUAUGUCGAUACAACUGUUGGUAGUUCUAUAACUAUAUUUGUCGAAACCACUGUUGGUAGUUCUAGGACUAUAUAUGUCGAUACAACUGUUGGUAGUUCUAUAACUAUAUUUGUCGAUACCACUGUUGGUAGUUCUAUGACUGUAUAUGUCGAUACAACUGUUGGUAGUUCUAUAACUAUAUUUGUCGAAACCACUGUUGGUAGUUCUAGGACUAUAUAUGUCGAUACAACUGUUGGUAGUUCUAUAACUAUAUUUGUCGAAACCACUGUUGGUAGUUCUAGGAUUAUAUAUGUCGAUACAACUGUUGGUAGUUCUAUAACUAUAUUUGUCGAUACCACUGUUGGUAGUUCUAGGACUGUAUAUGUCGAUACAACUGUUGGUAGUUCUAUAACUAUAUUUGUCGAAACCACUGUUGGUAGUUCUAGGACUAUAUAUGUCGAUACAACUGUUGGUAGUUCUAUAACUAUAUUUGUCGAAACCACUGUUGGUAGUUCUAGGAUUAUAUAUGUCGAUACAACUGUUGGUAGUUCUAUAACUAUAUUUGUCGAUACCACUGUUGGUAGUUCUAGGACUGUAUAUGUCGAUACAACUGUUGGUAGUUCUAUAACUAUAUUUGUCGAAACCACUGUUGGUAGUUCUAUAACUAUAUUUGUCGAAACCACUGUUGGUAGUUGUAUGACUGUAUAUGUCGAUACAACUGUUGGUAGUUCUAUAACGAUAUUUGUCGAAACCACUGUUGGUAGUUCUAGGAUUAUAUAUGUCGAUACAACUGUUGGUAGUUCUAUAACUAUAUUUGUCGAUACCACUGUUGGUAGUUCUAGGACUGUAUAUGUCGAUACAACUGUUGGUAGUUCUAUAACUAUAUUUGUCGAAACCACUGUUGGUAGUUCUAUAACUAUAUUUGUCGAAACCACUGUUGGUAGUUCUAGGAUUAUAUAUGUCGAUACAACUGUUGGUAGUUCUAUAACUAUAUUUGUCGAUACAACUGUUGGUAGUUCUAUAACUAUAUUUGUCGAUACCACUGUUGGUAGUUCUAUGACUGUAUAUGUCAAUACAACUGUUGGUAGUUCUAUAACUAUAUUUGUCGAAACCACUGUUGGUAGUUCUAGGAUUAUAUAUGUCGAUACAACUGUUGGUAGUUCUAUAACUAUAUUUGUCGAUACCACUGUUGGUAGUUCUAGGACUGUAUAUGUCGAUACAACUGUUGGUAGUUCUAUAACUAUAUUUGUCGAUACCAUUGUUGGUAGUUCCAGGACUAUAUAUGUCGAUACAACUGUUGGUGGUUCUAGAACUAUAUUUGUCGAUACCAUUGUUGGUAGUUCUAGGACUAUAUAUGUCGAUACCACUGUUGGUGGUUCUAGAACUAUAUUUGUCGAUACCACUGUUGGCAGUUCUAGAACUAUAUAUGUCGAUACCACUGUUGGUAGUUCUAUAACUAUAUUUGUCGAUACCAAUGUUGGUAGUUCUAGGACUAUAUAUGUCGAUACAACUGUUGGUAGUUCUAUAACUAUAUUUGUCGAUACCAUUGUUGGUAGUUCUAGGACUGUAUAUGUCGAUACAACUGUUGGUAGUUCUAGAACUAUAUAUGUCGAUACCACUGUUGGUAGUUCUAAGACUGUAUAUGUCGAUACAACUGUUGGUAGUUCUAUAACUAUAUUUUUCGAUACCACUGUUGGUAGUUCUAUGACUGUAUAUGUCGAUACAACUGUUGGUAGUUCUAGAACUAUAUUUGUCGAUACCACUGUUGGUAGUUCUAUGACUGUAUAUGUCGAUACAACUGUUGGUAGUUCUAUAACUAUAUUUGUCGAUACCACUGUUGGUAGUUCUAUGACUGUAUAUGUCGAUACAACUGUUGGUAGUUCUAUAACUAUAUUUGUCGAUACCAUUGUUGGUAGUUCUAGGACUAUAUAUGUCGAUACCACUGUUGGUAGUUCUAGGACUAUAUAUGUCGAUACAACUGUUGGUAGUUCUAUAACUAUAUUUGUCGAUACCAUUGUUGGUAGUUCUGGGACUAUAUAUGUCGAUACAACUGUUGGUAGUUCUAUAACUAUAUUUGUCGAUACCAUUGUUGGUAGUUCUAGGACUAUAUAUGUCGAUACAACUGUUGGUAGUUCUAUAACUAUAUUUGUCGAUACCAUUGUUGGUAGUUCUAGGACUAUAUAUGUCGAUACCACUGUUGGUAGUUCUAGAACUAUAUUUGUCGAUACCACUGUUGGUAGUUCUAAGACUGUAUAUGUCGAUACAACUGUUGGUAGUUCUAUAACUAUAUUUUUCGAUACCACUGUUGGUAGUUCUAUGACUGUAUAUGUCGAUACAACUGUUGGUAGUUCUAUAACUAUAUUUGUCGAUACCAUUGUUGGUAGUUCUAUAACUAUAUUUGUCGAUACCAUUGUUGGUAGUUCUGGGACUAUAUAUGUCGAUACAACUGUUGGUAGUUCUAUAACUAUAUUUGUCGAUACCAUUGUUGGUAGUUCUAGGACUAUAUAUGUCGAUACAACUGUUGGUAGUUCUAUAACUAUAUUUGUCGAUACCACUGUUGGUAGUUCUAAGACUGUAUAUGUCGAUACAACUGUUGGUAGUUCUAUAACUAUAUUUGUCGAUACCACUGUUGGUAGUUCUAGAACUAUAUUUGUCGAUACCAUUGUUGGUAGUUCUAGGAAUUAA
Messenger RNA from Mytilus trossulus (common blue mussel), 3291 nucleotides. RefSeq names its product serine-rich adhesin for platelets-like. The record is from RefSeq and is a predicted model, not a curated record. The transcript has 2 exons. Bases 1 to 3291 code for a protein of 1096 amino acids. NCBI's taxonomy places the organism in Eukaryota, Metazoa, Mollusca, Bivalvia, Mytilida, Mytilidae.